Triplophysa dalaica is the source of this 2220-nucleotide messenger RNA. It is a transcript of the gene p2rx1, whose product is annotated as purinergic receptor P2X, ligand-gated ion channel, 1. Gene Ontology annotation, cellular component: plasma membrane; nuclear inner membrane. NCBI's taxonomy places the organism in Eukaryota, Metazoa, Chordata, Actinopteri, Cypriniformes, Nemacheilidae. The record is from RefSeq and is a predicted model, not a curated record. The transcript has 13 exons. Gene Ontology annotation, molecular function: extracellularly ATP-gated monoatomic cation channel activity; purinergic nucleotide receptor activity; ATP binding. Bases 320 to 1507 code for a protein of 395 amino acids. Gene Ontology annotation, biological process: response to ATP; monoatomic cation transmembrane transport.
UAAGCCUUUAUUUGCAAUUGGACUCAGAGUUGUUGCUCCAACUUUAAAAAGUCUUCCUGUCUACACAUGAAUUUGUAUUACAGCCACUAAAGGAAGAAGGGAUAAAGAGAAUGCAAAAUGCGAGGUUUAUUUUGAAAUGUGUUUUGUUUAGAGGAGAAACCGAGAGAGAGAGAGAGAGAGAGAGAGAGAAGGGAGAGGAAGUCUGCAAUCGGCAUUAUUUUACAGCUCACCAGUGUCUACCAGAACAUCUUUUCAGUCUUCAAGAACACUGCAAAGAAAGACAUUAUAUUACUGUACACCUUUCCUUUUUGUGGGACAAAUGAGGAACAUGAUAAAACACGCUAUAUCAGACUUCUUUUUUGAAUAUGAGACUCCUCGUCAGGUUCUGGUUAAGAACAGAAGAGUUGGGAUUGUGUGUAGAAUCAUCCAGAUGGGCGUUUUAGCCUACAUCAUAGGGUGGGUGUUCAUGUAUGAGAAAGGCUACCAGAUUGUGGAUGUUGCUAUGGGCUCUAUAUUAACAAAGAUGAAGGGACUGGCUUUCACGAAUAUCAGUGGAGAUGAGAGGAUCUGGGAUGUAGCAGAUUAUGUUUUUCCGGAACAGGGUGACGCAUCUUUCGUUGUGAUGACAAAUUUCAUUGAUACUGUGGGACAAACACAGGGCAAGUGUCCCGAGGUGCCAGAUGGGAAGAACACGUGCAACUCAGACGCAGACUGUGAUGUGGGCAAAUACAAACGUACGGGAAAUGGGUUCAUGACGGGCAAGUGUGUGAACCAAACCAAAACUUGCGAGAUCUACUCCUGGUGUCCUAAUGAAGAUGACAGUUUAAUACCAGAACCUCCUGUAUUGGAGGCUGCAGAAAACUUCACACUGUUCAUCAAAAACUCCAUCACUUUUCGCCAGUUUCAAGUAGUGAGGAGUAACCUGGUGGAAGGUGUGGAUCAGGCGUACAUCAAUCGCUGUCAGUAUCAUCCCACAAAUGAUCCACUGUGUCCUAUCUUCAGGCUUAGAGAUAUCAUUGAGCUUUCCGGUUUUAAUUAUUCAGACAUAGCUCGUUUGGGUGGCUCUAUAGGAAUACUCAUUGAGUGGGAUUGCAAUCUGGACUUCAAAAUCAAACACUGCAAACCACAAUAUGAAUUCUUUGGUCUGUACGGAACUGGGAAAAGUGAUAAAGGGGAGAAAGCAUCACUGGGAUACAAUUUCAGAUAUGGUAAACAUUAUUUGGAGAACAACGUGGAGAAGAGAACAUUAAUGAAGGUGUUUGGUAUACGGAUAAACAUCGUUGUUCAUGGACGGGCAGGAAAAUUUGAUAUCAUUCCAACGCUGACGGCCAUUGGCUCAGGUGUAGGAAUCUUUGGAGUGGCAACUGUUGUGUGUGAUGUGCUCCUUCUACAUUUACUUCCAAAACGAGAUUUCUACAAAAACAUGAAAUAUAAGAAUACACAACUCAAUGAAGAGAAGCAAACAUUACCCACGGUACAGACAGAAAAAGAGAAACCACAGGAGUGAAGAGAGAGAGAGAGAGAGGCUGCCAUGACUACCGACUACUGCACUGAAAUGACUAGCACCUCUCAGUCCUGGAACAUAAAAAAUAAAAUCUGAGAGACACAACGCUCCAGAAAGAAUAUUUCACCAGUGAGAAACUUGGAACUGCAGAGGGAAACAAUAUUAUUAGGUGUGAGAAGGUUUAUUGUUUUUAUGGGAGGGGUUUUAACUGUUAUUCAGAGUUUUCCACAACAAAAUAUCUCCAGAUCUAAGAAAGGGACAUUUCUAAACAUUAUAUCAACGUAUAAAUUGUUACUGUUAAGCCGAUACUGUAGUUAGAAGAUUAUAUAAAUAUUUAGAUUGUCAAAAGUAGAAUUUAAAAGACAAAGCUGUGAAAGAACUCCAAGAGGUGUUUUAUUCUUUGUUAAUGGUGUCAGUUUUAGCAGAUUCACACUUUUCAUUGACAUGAAAGACAGCCUCUGUGCAGGGAUACCUAUAAACUGUAGUAAAUAUAUAAAUGCAUAUUUUAUGAUAUAUUUAGGAUAAAUAUCUUCUGCUGUUCGCAUGGGAGGUCAGUUUAUUAGAUCAAUCUUUUUUAGGACAUUAUUUAUUAAAAUCUUGAACCUGUUGAAAAUUAGAUAACACCAUGAUGGGUUUUUUGUUCUAAACACCAUUUUAAAGAAUUUUGUCAAACGUUUUGUUAGCAGUUUAUUUUUAUGGAUUCAGAACAAUUUUAU